Messenger RNA from Exophiala viscosa, 1944 nucleotides. RefSeq lists its product as uncharacterized. The record is from RefSeq and is a predicted model, not a curated record. Bases 268 to 1827 code for a protein of 519 amino acids. The transcript has 5 exons. Lineage: Eukaryota; Fungi; Ascomycota; Eurotiomycetes; Chaetothyriales; Herpotrichiellaceae.
AAUAUUUAAACCUAGCCCCUUAUUUCAGCGCCGGGUCCUUAGUCCCUGCUGCGCGAUUGCAUAAACUUAAUCCCUAAAGACUAAGUCCAAUCUCUUGGUAUCUCGGCCAGUCAAAGAGCUUGUUAUAUAUCUCCGGCCUUAUCGGUCCCCCAUAAGGGCCGAACAGCACGGCAUCUUCCUACGUCACACUGCAGAAAAUCAGGGCAUAACCAUUGCAUCUUUCGAAGACAAGAAUUGUCCAAGCAAGCCGAGUGCAAUCACGUGGACAUGGCCCUUGUCCGGUCUUCGCUCUGGCAUUAUCUAUGGAUGGUGACUUGGGUCGUUAUUUUACACUCGGUUGGUCCACUCUCCGUCCUCUACUGCGUCUCGGCCAAGUUCUUGCCGGAGCGCCUACGAAUCUGGAAGUAUCUUGAAUACUGGGCGUUGAUAGAGACGCUGUUCUACUUUCUCACCUACGGCUACCGGAAAUACUACCUCCAGUACCCCGCGCUACAUCCCCCUCCUCUGGAGAGGGAGGAACGAAUUCAGCUCUUUCGCCGUUGUGUCGAAAGCUCUGAAGACCUCGCUACAUUCUUCUCAAGAUGGUUCUUGGGUACACCCAUUGCUGCUAUCAAAAGAGAGAACAUUAAAGAGUGGCUCCGAUGGGCUUUUCUAAACACAGCAAUCGUCGACCCCAACCAGGAUGACGAGUUGGAAGCAUAUGUUGUGGAGCUUGAGACGAAACUCGGGACCAAUUUCGAACCCGGAAGAGCUGAUGUCAAAAGCAUACGGUUGACGCUCGACAAGGUCGACGCGCUUCAUCGGAGUCUGACUUGGUAUCUGUGCAUCUUUGUGGUCGACAUCGUGACGCAUGCUUACAUGUACAUCAACGAUUUUGAUUUUUACCGUGGCUCGAUCGCAAAUUCCGUCAGCAUCAUCCCUCCGCGACCGCAAGCACUUAUGGCGAGCUAUCGAUCGCCAAGCCAGAAUAUGAGUUACUGGCACCGCCCUCACACCUCACAAAAGGAACUACCACUAGUCUUCCUCCACGGCAUCGGAGUUGGCCUAUACCCAUAUAUGCGACUUCUGAAGGAAGUGAACACGGGCCGCCGGGACGAGGAUGGGAUGAUUGGGAUCCUCGCGGUGGAGAUUUUGCCUAUAUCGACUCGAAUCACCCCCCCACUACCCCGAAAGGAAGAUAUAUGUCAGCAGAUUCAGUGUAUUCUCGAUCAUCACGGAUUCAACAAAUUUAUCCUAGUGUCUCAUUCAUAUGGCUCGGUGAUCAGUACGCACUUACUCAAGACACCUGAGCUGACCCAUCGAAUUUCUUCAGUCAUCCUUGUGGACCCCGUUUCAAUACUGUUGCAUCAACCAGAUGUGGUAUACAACUUUACGGUCCGGACACCCAAAUUCGCCAAUGAAUGGUUACUAUGGUAUUUCGGCUCGAAGGACAUGGGCGUGGCUCAUACACUCUCUCGCACGUUCUUCUGGUCGCAGAAUAUCCUGUGGAAGGAGGACCUUAACCUCCAUCGUGCAACAGUAUUUCUCUCCGGGAAAGACUCCAUUAUCAACGCCCCACAAGUGCGGAGGUACCUGCAAGACAUCGAAGAGCAUGACCCGGGCAAAGAUGAGGAAGAAUAUCCCGAAGAGAGCGUACCGGCCCCUCAUGAGCGCGGCUGCGUGGAAGUGGUUUGGUGCCCUAAUCUUGAUCAUGGAGAGGUCUUUAACCUGGCUGCCUGGAGAGAGCGAUUGAAGCUUGAAAUUCUAAGGAAGGCACGAUAUCUGGCGGAACUCGGCUCUUACGUACCGGCCCGUCAGGACUUGCCGGACUACGGUUUGUCGCGGUGAUGGGAGUCGGAUCAGGUAUUCUGCUUGGCGUUUUCCAACGGGCCCGUUUGGGUACGCCUGUUUAACUAGAUGUUUUUUAAGAGAAUAGUACGAGAACAGUAGUAAUUGAUUUAAGAG